Molecule: messenger RNA, 723 nt
Organism: Varroa destructor (honeybee mite)
Lineage: Eukaryota; Metazoa; Arthropoda; Arachnida; Mesostigmata; Varroidae
Gene: Spase12
Product: Signal peptidase complex subunit Spase12
Biological process (GO): protein targeting to ER
Cellular component (GO): signal peptidase complex; membrane
Source: RefSeq, a predicted model, not a curated record
GUGUUGGGGUCACCGUUGAGAACGCGAAGAGCAAGCGACCAGUCGGUGGAGCUAGAAUAAAUUUCCAAGAAAACAGAGCCCGUAAUAUACUAAACGCGUUGCAGAAUAUAGCGCAGAGAAGGAAAUAUUCUGUGGCUUUUUCAUUAGCGAAAACGUCCUCAGUGCUCUGACAAGAAUGUUCUCGUUCCUCAAUUCGUGGUUUUCAAUGGAUUUUGAGGGCCAAAGACGGGCCGAAAAGAUCUUCCAGUUGAUCAUCGCGCUCUCAGCUGUUAUUGGAUUUUUCGUGGGAUUUGUCUUUCAAUUGUUUUCCUAUUCAAUCUUUACUCUGGUUGGAGGCUGUAUCUUGUCAUGUAUGAUCUGCCUGUUCAACUGGCCGUGGUUCCAGCUAAAACCGCUUAACUGGCAAAAGCCCCUUGAGCCAUCGUCACCGGGAGACACGAAAAAAACGAAAUAGAGGCGAUGUCAUACGUGUGCAGUAAGAGUGGCCGGCCCAAACGAGUGAUUCUCUAUUUGUGUUCGAAAAUGGAAAUUAGCUGUAGCAACUUUUUAAUAAAGUCGAACGAUGUUUGAUUUGUCUUCUUGGGAUCAUGUAUAACGCCAGUUGCAACCCAGACAAACUGCAAAUGUAAUAUUUUUUAAUUUUAACUCUCCGCCCUAGUAUCGAUACUAAUGUGAAUAUACCGACUUUUGUAAUAUAUAAAUAAAUAUAUAAAUGCAUAUGAG